CCCUCCUGUGUCGUCAGUUGCAGCCGGAGGUACUUACCGUGCCCUUUGAAAGGGUGCAAGUUGGUUCUGUGACGACGAUUGCUAUCGGACCCUUUGACCUCUCGGCCGCCCCUUCAUUUUUUCCCCUUCCUCAUCCUCCUCCUUCCCCAUCAACCGUGCUCACAAUGACUGUCUCUCGUUUACUUUGAGACAGUAGAAUAUAAUCCGUCUCCGAUCCAUCCCCUACCAUCUUCUUUCUCAUCUUACCUUCUACCUGUUUGCAUUAUAACCAAGCAUUAGUUGUUUGCCCAUUUACGAAUACCAAGUACAUAAUCCUUAAUCAACCCCCGCCACGCUUCAAUAACCACGGCCGCCAACAGCUCCCUUCGAUUAACGACUUCCUCAAAGAAGUUGCGAUGGUUCAAAGCAACCAUGCCGCAGCCGAGGGCCUAACCCACCCCAACGACAAUCUAUCUCCUCACAAUGACCGAAAUACGGAGAACUUGAAACCAGUCACAUCAGGACAGUCACUCGCAAGCCGCCAAGUCUCACAGCAAACCGACACCAUGAAGCCUGCUCGAUUAUCAUCAGAUGAUGUCACCUUAGCAGUGCCCGCAGAACGCGUCGCAGAAGAGACAGAUUACACACGGCCUUUCGACAAUGGCUACCACUUCCCACCCAAGUACUCCUGGCAGGAGUCCACAAAGCAAGGGCUCGCCUCGUUCUGGAAGUUCUUCACGACACCGAUGGGAGCCUUCUGGACAUUCUACGGUCUUAACGUGGUAGCCUGGGGUGGCAUGCUAUUCCUUCUGAUCUGCAACGCCGCGCCGGCCAUGUGCCAUCCGACAUGCAACGACAUCAACUCGCCUAGGCGGAAAUGGGUUGAGUGGGACUCGCAAGUCCUCACGGGACUGUUCUGCGUCACUGCGUUCGGACUGGCGCCAUGGCGCUUCCGGGAUCUGUGGCUUCUGAUGAAGUACCGGAUCAAGGGGCAGCAGGAAGGCCUCCUCAGGCUCGCUGGGAUUCAUCGCAGCUGGUUCCGUCUCCCGGGCACGGAGGAGCUGUCUCCGGAUAUCGGACCGGACAACCUCCCGGCUGAUGUCCCCAAGCAGUGCGUUCCUAUCCCGCAGGAGAAGAUGCCCAACGCUCCCUUGACGGGCGUUCGAGCGCCGGCCACCAAGGUUUGGAAGAUGGACUUUAUGAUCUGGUGCAUGGUUCUCAAUACCUUGGCUCAGGUCGGUCUGUGUGGCAUCAUGUGGGGUAUGAACCGGUAUGACCGCCCGAGUUGGUCAACGGGAUUUCUGGUGGCUGUCGGCUGUAUCAUCGCUAUGGUCGGUGGGCUGGUUAUGUUCUUUGAGGGAAGAAAGGUGAAGAGGAUCGAAGGUGUUCCCUGCAGUGAGCGAGAUUUGCAGAAGCUGGCGCAGGAUAAGGAGUUGGGCAUUUUGCACUACAACAACAUCGGCGACAAGAAGCCCAAGAAGAAGAAGCAAAGCGAUCCUGAGAAAUAGGGAGUUCUUGGCAGAGGCAUUCGGCAUUUGGGUUUUGGGACCAGGCGUUAUUCGGAGGAAUAAGUUUCGCAGCAACCCAGGAGGUUGUUAUGACGGGAGUUUGGGAAAGGAUAGGGAACAUUGUUAUGUUGUAUGGGAUACCCCUUCUUUGUGAGAAGAUGACAUGGAAAACAGAACACGAUAGGUAGUUACGGCUAGUAAUAUGUAUGAAGAGCCAUAUGGAACUCGCGAGCAGAGAUCGCCACGGGCAUCUCACAGUUCCAGGCACUGCAUGAACAAGGUCAGAAAGUGAGGCGGUGAAUAUCUGGAUCUGUCUCUCUCUCUUCAGGCUGUCCGCGAAUAUUCCCUGCCCUCAGCACGGCCCCAAACACAUGACAAUCAUAUACGUAGAUAUUCCUACGUAAUCAUUCUGUUAUUGGAUGCACCAUACAUAGUC
Molecule: messenger RNA, 1923 nt
Organism: Neurospora tetraspora
Lineage: Eukaryota; Fungi; Ascomycota; Sordariomycetes; Sordariales; Sordariaceae
Exons: 1
Coding region: 396-1487 (363 amino acids)
Source: RefSeq, a predicted model, not a curated record